Punctularia strigosozonata HHB-11173 SS5 is the source of this 555-nucleotide messenger RNA. RefSeq lists its product as uncharacterized. Gene Ontology annotation, molecular function: microtubule binding. Gene Ontology annotation, cellular component: mitotic spindle midzone; mitotic spindle; cytoplasmic microtubule. The transcript has a single exon. The annotation marks the transcript as partial. The record is from RefSeq and is a predicted model, not a curated record. Gene Ontology annotation, biological process: mitotic spindle assembly. Lineage: Eukaryota; Fungi; Basidiomycota; Agaricomycetes; Corticiales; Punctulariaceae.
GAUGAGAUGGUUCAAGCCAUUCGAUCCCUGUCCAGCCCUUUGACGAGCUCGAUGGUCUCGGAGCGCUCCGUUCUUUCCGGGCAAGCCAUAGAGCUGGUGGAAACACUGGCAUCGAAUAUGGGCUCAACAUUUAUCCCUCUGAUUCCUAUAUUCCUUCCCGUCCUUUUGAAUCUGUGCGCACGGCCGAACAAGCUCUUUGUCACCCGAGCCCGGUCGUGCAUCAUUGCUAUCGUGGAAGAGACCCAAUCACCAUUGAUUCUCACCUUCUUGGUGGCAUCUUUAAGGGAUAAAGCCGUUUCCGUCCGGCUAUCCUCCCUAGAAGCCGUCUUCGCCUGCGUCAAUACGCUCAGUCCUUCAGAACUUUGUAGGGAUGCUCGAGCACGAGAAGUGGAGACGGCCAUCAGGCUGACAGCCAAGGAUUGCAAUGCGGAUGUGAGAAAAAUUAGUCGAAAGGUUUUCGAAGCCUACGGAGUUGUACUACCGGAUCGUGUCCCAAGGUAUGUUUAUCAUCCCUGUUCUCGCCCUACACGUCUUGAACUUGGGUCAGUUUCGUAG